UAUUUAGCUGUUUGAAAAAUCUAGCUAUCUUUUACUCAGUGGUUAUAAUGUGUUGGCUUUAUAAUGAACUUUUUUAAAGAAUUCCUUUUCAAUAAAUUCAUUUUAAUUCAUCUAAGCCUCACAAGAAGAAAGUUCUCUUAUUGUCCACAUUGAUAACUGAGUAAGUACCAGAGCCAGGAUUUGAACUCAAGCCUGCUGAGUGUAUCUCUAAAUUACUACCCUCAAUGAAGUUUGGUCUAGUUUCCUUUAUAUGUAAUUUGAGGAAAUGUUCAGGGAAAUAACUCCUUUAAUGAUAUUAAUUUGGAUUUUCAUUCUGAGAAUUUUUGUAAACUGUAAGCUGUAAAAUGUAAUUUAUCAGUUUUAUCAGUUUUCUUUUGACACUGCAAAGAGGAACCCAUCACCAGAUUUCUUGCUGGUCAGCACUGUUCUCCAACUAAAAGUGCUUUCACAGUUACAUUUGCAUUUGCUUUAUCCCCUAGAGAGUAUAGAAAAUGACUUGAAUAAUGCAUAUUACUUUCUAUACUCUUUCAACAGAAAGAGCUGCAUACUUAAUCAUUAAAAUGAAUUCUGGGUAUGGACUCAAAAUUUUUUUAAAAAGGAAGAAAACUCUAUUUGUAAAUACCUGGAAUAGUAGUCACCAUCUAAAUGUAUUGUAUGAAUCCAAACACAUAUUAAAAAAUCUGUUAUUUGUCAAACCUUAUCUUUCAAAUAAAAAUGUAGAGAACUCAAGUUUUUUCUCCUGUUAAAGCAGUUUCAUUUUCAGGCUUACUUUGCAAAAGGGCUUGCAUGCAUGACAGCCAUCUAUGCUAUGCCUUCCCUUAGAUAUUAAGAGAUGUGAAGAGUAGGGCAGUGUCUCCCUUUAUGUUCACCUCUAGCAAAUACGACCAUCACCCUCCAUCAUUCUAAAGAUUUCCCCUUUUAUACUUAUUUUUUUCAAGACCUUCUGUUUGCAUAUAUCUCCACUAUUGACAGCACAUCACAACAUUGGAAACCAUUAGGUUUCCAUGAAUGUCUUUUAUUCUUUCCGUGAAUGUCUUUUGUAUUCUUCCAAAUCAGAGGCUUUAACUGGCUCCACCAAGAAAUAAAAUAGAGGUCAUUGCAGCAGCAGUGACUUUCAAGCUGUUUGCUAAAUUUAGCUGUCCAAUACUUUCUCCACUAAUGAAAACUGCACUACGAAUAUAGAAUGUUGGAACAGAACAGGAGCUUAAAGGUCAUCGAGCCUAAUCCCCUUAUUUUUCUGAGGAAGGUUUGGAGAUUUGCUUCAGGCCACAGAACUUGCUAAUAGUGGGGAUGGAACUUGAACUGAGAUUUGCUCAUCCCAAGGGCAAUGCUGUCCUACCUCAUAGAUGCUCUGUCUCCUGUGAUCAGCCUCACCUAACCAGAUCUCACAGCAUAAAUAUAGCUGAGAUUAUUGCUUGUGGCUUACCCUUCAUGGCCUUCCAUCAAUUUGGCAGCUGGAUGUGAAACAAGAAAAGUGUCUGAAUUAUAAGGUGCUACAAGAGAAACAAAAUGAUUCCAUACCCAAACCCUGCCCCCAACUCUAAAAACUUCCUGCUUUCUGUUCAUCAAUAAUAAAUGGUCCAUCCCUGCAAUACUCAGAGGGAGCUUACAUUGCACUUUUGAGCAGCCGGUUAGUAAUGUACAGUGGAUAGAGGCUUUCUUUCAAAUCCCAGGGCAGCGGGUCCUUCAUGGCUAGCAUUGCAUUUUCAAUUAGCUGCUGAGUGAAUGCUUGGCAUGUGUAUAGUAGUGAAGAGGCACACAAUUAUCUUAUUGUUCCUUUCUGUAUUGUGCUGAGAGGAUCCAAGGGAUUGGUGGGGGAACAGGCAAGCCAGGCAUCACUGUGGAUGGGAGUUACUCAGACCUCGGCAUCUUUGCUCACUCGCUCUGGAAUUACAGCUAUUUUUUUACGAAGCAUCUGUUUGGCUGGGUGGAGUGCGCCCGAGGAAACAUCCCAGACACCACCUGGGGUUAGUCUUUCUGAACCCUUUACAUCUCUAAUUCUCAUCAUUACCAUGGAGCCCAACAGUCCCAAAAAGAUACAAUUUGCUGUGCCUUUAUUCCAGAGUCAGAUUGCACCUGAAGCAGCUGAGCAGAUCAGGAAAAGAAGACCUACACCAGCAUCACUCGUGAUUCUCAAUGAACAUAACCCCCCAGAAAUAGAUGACAAGAGGGUGACCAACACACAAGCAGAAUCACAGAAUGCAUCCCCUAAGCAAAGGAAGCAGAGUGUGUACACACCACCCGCCAUGAAAGGGGUUAAGCAUAUGAAAGGCCAGAAUGAAUCAGCAUUCCCUGAAGAAGAAGAAGGCAUGAACGAGAGAGAGGAGCAGUGGGACCAUUAAUUACGGGUCUGCAGCAAGAAGGCUUCUUGGGAAUAACUGAACUAUUAAUUUCUCUGAAUAUCCCAUGGAAUGCCACUGCUUGACUUCCAGAAGCAACCUCCAUCUCUGCUCCACACUCACACAGUAGUAACACUCCUCCUGGGAAGCAGCCCUUCAUGGAACUUUAGAAGUACAU
This is a messenger RNA of Sus scrofa (pig), 2517 nucleotides long. It is a transcript of the gene PPP1R1C, whose product is annotated as protein phosphatase 1 regulatory inhibitor subunit 1C. Gene Ontology annotation, molecular function: protein phosphatase inhibitor activity. Gene Ontology annotation, cellular component: cytoplasm. Lineage: Eukaryota; Metazoa; Chordata; Mammalia; Artiodactyla; Suidae. Gene Ontology annotation, biological process: intracellular signal transduction. The record is from RefSeq and is a predicted model, not a curated record.